AUGCGGCGUUUUUGCGGGCUGGAAAGACGGCUGAAUCGCGAUCCGGGAUUAAAAUCGCAAUACGCGGCAUUUAUGCGCGAGUACUUGGCCCUUGGGCAUAUGAAAUUAGUAAGGGAGGAAAAUGACAAAGACAAGGGAUUGCCGACGUACUAUUUGCCGCAUCAUUGUAUAUUAAAGACGUCAAAUGAAACGACUAAAAUCAGGGUGGUUUUCGAUGCUUCAUGCAAAAGUUCGACAGGGGUUUCUUUGAACGACGCUCUUAUGAUCGGGCCGACGGUGCAGCAGGAUUUAUUUUCCAUUGUAUCGAGGUUUCGAAUUUUUCGAUUCGUAUUCUCCGCAGACAUCGCCAAGAUGUACCGGCAGAUAUUGGUCGAUCCGCAGCAGACGCGACUGCAGCGUGUUCUGUGGCGAGAUGAGGCCACCGCGAGCGUGCAAACAUACGAAUUAAUAACGUUGACAUACGGUACAGCGACCGCGUCAUAUUUAGCUACCAGAGCGCUGCAAUUUUUGGCCGAGAUGUACGCGGAGGAAUUUCCCGCGGGAUCCCGGCGAGUAAAACGCGAUUUUUACGUUGAUGACCUGCUAACGGGAGCGGACACAAUCGAGGAAGCAUUAGCAUUGAAAAACCAGAUCGUAAAGAUUCUGAACCGCGGCGGAUUUCAACUGAGCAAGUGGCAUUCAAACGAAUCAGUAUUGAUAAAUGAUAUGUAUGAUAAACAUAACGCCGAGGUUCAAAUUGAUAGAGACGCGACGUCGCGCAUCCUCGGAAUUCUUUGGAAUCCGUCGAUGGAUGUAUUUCGGUUCGCGAUUGAAUUGCCGACUGACUCACACAAGAUAACGAAGCGCGUAAUAUUGUCGGAGAUAUCAAGAUUAUUUGACCCGUUGGGAUUAAUCGGUCCGGUUAUUAUCAUACCAAAAAUGCUGUUACAGGAGAUUUGGCAAUUAAAAAUACAGUGGGAUGAAUCGAUUCCACUGGAUAUGCAUGCAAGGUGGUCCGCGUUUAAGAGACAAUUAAGAGAAUUAAAUGAUUUAAGCGUCCCGAGGUUUAUAGGGAGAAAUCAAGAGGGGGCUCGCGUUCAGAUACACGGGUUUUGUGACGCCAGCCAGCGGGCGUAUGGCGCGUGUUUGUAUAUUCGAAGACAAAUACAUGGGAACGAAGUACAGAUUGAUCUGUUGUGCUCUAAAACAAGAGUAGCCCCACUCAGAGCGAUUUCGAUUCCGCGACUCGAGCUUUGCGCGGCAUUAUUGCUGGCACAAUUGUUGGACAAAGUGCGUUCAUCUAUUGACAUAAAGGACGUGCGGUAUACUUUGUGGUCGGAUUCCACGAUCGCGCUGAGAUGGAUUUCGUCGUGCUCGAGAAAAUGGUCGGUUUUUGUGUCAAAUCGCGUCGGAGAAAUACAGCGGUUAACUUCCGGUUUGGAUUGGCGGCACGUGCCGACAACCGAAAAUCCUGCGGAUUUGCUAUCUCGGGGCGUCCACCCGCAUGACAUCGGGAAUGCCGCGCUAUGGUGGCGAGGUCCCGCGUUGUUAAAGAGCAGCGAGGAGUCGUGGCCAAGCGUUGGCGAAUAUGUCCCGGAGUCCGAGAUGCCGGAGAGGCGGCGGAUAGUUGCUGCUGUCGCUGGCGUGGUGGCACUAAGCCCCUUUUCGGAGCUUAUAGCUAGAUGUUCGAGUCUAGAUAAAUUAUGCCGAAUUGUUGCAUAUUGCAGGCGAUUUAUUGGACCGCGUCUGCGAUCCGAGGGAGACGUGGGCGUUCACGUCUCGCACGUGGAAAUCUCGGCCGCAUUGGAAAACAUUUGCAAGCUGGUGCAAGGGGAAGUUUUUUCAAACGAGUUCGAGCAAUUAAAGAAGGGAAACGCUCUCACUUCCGCUAGCUCAUUAAAAUCAUUAUCGCCGUUCUUGGAUAAACAGGGUCUGAUUCGCGUCGGUGGGAGGCUCGAAAAAUCACAAUUAAGAUGCAGGCCGGCGAUAUCAGAAGCGAAAAUGGGGGUGUUACCUGCGCCCCGUGUGACACCUUCGCGGCCGUUCUCUAAUUGCGGCAUCGAUUACGCGGGGCCUCUCAUUAUAAGAGAAGGCAAGCGGCGAAAUGCUCGAAAUAGUAAGGCUUAUCGUGUUGCGGGCGACUCACACCUGACUUUCGAGGAGUUGCAGACAACGUUGUGCGAAAUAGAGGCUGUAUUAAAUUCGCGUCCGUUGACGCCGCUGAGUUCUGAUCCUAAUGAUUUAGCCUAUCUUACGCCGGGGCAUUUUCUGGUUGGCGAGGGGCACUCCCGGAGGAAGUGCUCCGGGCUGGAGCACAGCCAGCACCCCUGGGAAGAAGGUCCCAAAAUAUCCGAUGGAAAAGGCGUGCAGCUUCCUAUCUUCCGGCGGUACCGGGUUCUGACGGCGGACUAUGAGGUCCUCUGGCCCGAGCGGCUUUCGGGGGGGGGACAGGGCAGCCCUGACCCAUGGACGCUCAGAGUGGGCAUCCGCCUGGAUGCCCUGCGGGGAUCACUGGCGGGGGUCACUGGCGGGGGUCGGCCCGAGGUCCUCGCGGACGGGGGCGGCCGGUUCCGACUAGUCGACCUCCACUUUAUCUGCCCAAGAGGCAGGUGA
Molecule: messenger RNA, 2592 nt
Organism: Nylanderia fulva
Lineage: Eukaryota; Metazoa; Arthropoda; Insecta; Hymenoptera; Formicidae
Source: RefSeq, a predicted model, not a curated record